AUGUACCAGUGGGCGCCACUUUUUUUGAUGCUAGCUUUCUGUCGUUUGGGAAACUUCCUAGAAGUUCCUUCAUGCCCUGAAAAUGACGAAUUCACCCUAAACAGCACGAUUAGGGAACAGUUAUAUAAACGGAUUUUAAAGCAGAAACCAUCGUUGGAAUAUGGUUGCGAUCUGGAGUUAAUGGGAGGAUUGGCCCUUGACGACCCCAACAAGAACAUGGAAUUUCUCAAAUCCAAGAAAGUUCUCACUUACUACGUUUCCGGGCAGAACGGUGAAAAUCUCAAAAGGGCAAUCAGACAAUUUGUAGGUAAAUAUAGAAACGAGAUUAAGAAGCUGGAAAAGGAAGAGAACUUUGGAUGCAACUACAUUAAUGCAGAUGAUAAACACCAAUUUAUUUGUAUUUUUGAGUGA
Messenger RNA from Necator americanus (New World hookworm), 411 nucleotides. RefSeq lists its product as uncharacterized. Bases 1 to 411 code for a protein of 136 amino acids. The transcript is spliced from 5 exons. The record is from RefSeq and is a predicted model, not a curated record. NCBI's taxonomy places the organism in Eukaryota, Metazoa, Nematoda, Chromadorea, Rhabditida, Ancylostomatidae.